Messenger RNA from Ziziphus jujuba (common jujube), 1550 nucleotides. RefSeq names its product lipid phosphate phosphatase 2. The transcript has 9 exons. The record is from RefSeq and is a predicted model, not a curated record. Lineage: Eukaryota; Viridiplantae; Streptophyta; Magnoliopsida; Rosales; Rhamnaceae. The coding region runs from base 280 to 1308 and encodes 342 amino acids. Gene Ontology annotation, biological process: phospholipid metabolic process. Gene Ontology annotation, molecular function: phosphatidate phosphatase activity.
GAUUUUGUUAUAGUGUUAUUGGGGUCCCAUUUUUUUUUUUCUUUUUUUGUUUUUUUCCUUCCUCACCCUAAUUUUUUCCUUCAAAGUUGUAUAUUUUCUUGAGAAAUUUUUUGAAAAUCUUAGUGAGGUAAUUAGAGACCAAGUUGGUUCUACCCUCACCUUUUUUUUUUUUUUUUUGGUGUGUAUGUGUCACACACGGACAAGUUGCUUUGAAUUCACUGCUUUAGUUUUGUCCUGUUUGAGAUAAGUUAUCAAUUUUAUUUUGGGUUUUCUUCAUUUAUGGCGUGGAGGACUCUGGGACUGGGAUCGCUUUUUUCUUAUUUUAAUUUCCGUAAUUUGUUUCAGCAAAGAGGAACGAAUGAAAUUGAUCUUGGAGCACAUACUAUAAGAUCUCAUGGAGCUGCACUUGCGAAGAAUCACAUGCAUGACUGGCUUAUAUUGCUGCUUCUUGUGGUAAUAGAGGCAAUUCUACUUGCAAUUCAUCCUUUUCGCCGUUUUGUUGGAAAAGAAAUGAUGGUAGACCUCAGAUAUCCCAUGAAAGACAACACAGUGCCUGUUUGGGCUGUUCCUAUGUAUGCAGUUCUGUUGCCUAUUUUCAUCUUCAUUCUAGUUUAUAUUCGAAAAAGAGAUGUGUUUGAUCUGCACCACAGCAUUCUAGGGCUGUUAUUUGCUGUUCUGAUAACUGCAGUUCUUACCGAUGCAAUAAAAGAUGCAGUUGGUCGGCCUCGACCAGACUUCUUUUGGCGGUGUUUUCCUGAUGGAAUUGAUAAAUAUGAUAAGUUGGGAAAUGUAAUAUGUCAUGGUAAAGCUAGUGAUAUAAAGGAAGGCCAUAAGAGCUUUCCAAGCGGUCAUACUUCAUGGUCGUUUGCAGGUUUGGGCUUUCUCUCCUUGUACUUGUCUGGAAAAAUUCAAGCAUUUGAUCGGAAAGGGCAUGUGGCAAAGUUAUGCCUUGUAUUCUUACCUCUACUUGUUGCCUCUCUCGUUGGCGUCUCUAGAGUCGAUGAUUACUGGCACCAUUGGCAAGAUGUGUUCGCUGGAGCGAUUUUAGGGCUUGUAAUCUCGAGUUUCUGCUAUAGCCAGUUCUUCCCACCACCUUAUAGCAAUGACGGAUGGCGUCCCUAUGCAUAUUUCGAAGCAAUGCAGGAGACGAAUUCGAAUACAAAUGCAGCAGGCAAUGUGCAGACAAUGAGGUUGCAGAGUAUGGAUCCACAAUCAAGAUGUGUUAAUGGUGAAGUAGAUGCUUUACCAUUUUCUGUACAGCAAACUACAGGUGCAACAUUGGAUGAAAUGGAAACGGGAAGAAGGUGAAACAAUCAUGCUUUGUAAUACCUACAUCUUUCCUGUUUUGGUGCAUGUUUUUGUGAAUGGCUUGUGGUCUUCUUCUUUUUUUUUUUUUUUUUUUUUUGUUCUUUUGGUAGAAAGUGAAUGGCUUGUGUUGUAUAUAUACUUGCCGAAAGCAAUUCUAUUAACUAGUUUUAGGCUUUUUCCACUGCUUAAAUCAAUUAAUGUAGUACCGCUGUUUGAUAAAUGAUAAUUAAUUUUGAAUGCAA